AAGAAUGUCGGUCGCGUCCUCAGACUCUGACUUGGAGUUCCAGUCGUACUCGGAGCGCACGCUGGCGCUGAUCAAGCCGGAGGCUCUCGAGGAUGCCGAAGCUAUAGAGAACCACAUUCGGAACAACGGCUUCGCCAUACUUGCUAAACGACAAGUCCACUUGACUCCGGAGCAAGCGGCGGAGUUGUACAAGGGCCACUACGGGCGCCACCACUUCCCGCACUUGGUGGCGCACAUAUCCCGAGCGCCGGUCAUCGCGCUAGUGCUCGCAGCUCGCAACGCUAUACAGAAGUGGAGGACGCUUAUGGGACCCGCCAGGGUGGAGGAGGCUCAAGCGUACUGGCCGGACAGCCUGCGCGCUUGCUACGGGCGCCGCAGCGCGUUCGGCGAGUACUUCAACGGUCUGCAUGGCAGCGAGAACCUCGCAGAGGCAGUCAGGGAGAUACACUUCUUCUUCCCCACUAUGGUAGUGGGGCCAAUCCUCCGGCGCUGGCAAGUGAAGGACUACAUCCAGAAGCACCUGACGGAGGUGCUGACUGGCGCGCUGACGGCGCUGGCGCACGAGCGGCCGGCCGAGCCCGUGCUGUGGCUGGCCGAGUACCUGCUCGACAACAACCCCAACGAGCCGCGCGUGGCGCCGCAGCCGCGCGACUUGCGGGCGGACGAGCGGUGCGUCACCCCCAGGCCCAGUGUGCUGACCAAUGACUAA
Cydia amplana is the source of this 709-nucleotide messenger RNA. Its product is annotated as nucleoside diphosphate kinase homolog 5-like. The record is from RefSeq and is a predicted model, not a curated record. Gene Ontology annotation, cellular component: cilium. The transcript has 4 exons. The coding region runs from base 5 to 709 and encodes 234 amino acids. Gene Ontology annotation, biological process: cilium movement; negative regulation of oxidative stress-induced intrinsic apoptotic signaling pathway. Lineage: Eukaryota; Metazoa; Arthropoda; Insecta; Lepidoptera; Tortricidae.